Molecule: messenger RNA, 3095 nt
Organism: Myotis brandtii (Brandt's bat)
Lineage: Eukaryota; Metazoa; Chordata; Mammalia; Chiroptera; Vespertilionidae
Gene: TMPRSS11A
Product: transmembrane protease, serine 11A
Exons: 10
Coding region: 81-1337 (418 amino acids)
Biological process (GO): proteolysis
Cellular component (GO): plasma membrane; extracellular region
Molecular function (GO): serine-type endopeptidase activity
Source: RefSeq, a predicted model, not a curated record
ACACGAGAGAUGUCAUAUAGUUGAUUAGAAAGUCGAGUUCAGUGGGUGCAUGCUUCCAAGAUCAUAUCUUCCUCCUGUAGAUGAUGUUUCGAGCAGUAGGAUUUGGCACCCGAAGCCGAGAUUUGAAACCAUGGAUGAUUGCCCUUCUCGUUGUGUUAUUGCUGAUUGUGGUGGCAGUGACCAUUGGUCUUCUGGCUCACUUCUUAGUCUCUGGCCAGAAAACGGAGUAUUAUCAUGGUGUCUUUAAAAUUUUAGAUGUACGAACCAAUAGUGAUUCUGGACACAAUGGUGUAUACCAACUGAAGGACUUAAAAGAGAUAAGUGAAAACUUGGUGGAUGAGAUAUUUAUAGAUUCGGCCUUGAAUAAGCAUUAUAUCAAGAACCGAGUAGUCAGACUGACUCCAGAGGACGAUGGUGUGAAAGCAGAUAUCAUUAUGGUGUUCCAGUUCCCCUUUGCUGAGCAAAGGGCAGUAAGGAAGAAGAAAAUCCAUAACAUCCUAAACCAGAAGAUAAGGAACACAAGAGCCUUGUCAAUAAAUGCCUCAUCAGUGCAAGUUAAUGCAAUGAGCUCAUCAACAGGGAAGUUAACUGUCCAAGCAUGUUGUGGUAAACGGGUUGUUCCAUUAAUAGUCAACAGAAUAAUGUACGGAGACAUUGCGGCCAAGGCUGCCUGGCCGUGGCAAGCUUCCCUUCAGCGUGAUAACAUCCAUCAGUGUGGGGCCACCUUGAUUAGCAAUACGUGGCUCGUCACUGCAGCACACUGCUUUAAGAAGAAUAUAAAUCCACGUGAAUGGACUGUUAGCUUUGGAACAACAAUCAACCCUCCACUAAUGAAAAGAAAUAUCAAAAGAAUUAUUCUCCAUGAGAAGUAUCACUCCCCAGCAAGAGAGUACGACAUUGCUGUUGUGCAGUUUUCUCCCAGAGUCACCUUUACUGAUGACAUCCGCCGGGUUUGUUUGCCAGAAGCUUCUGCAUCCUUCCGACCAAAUUCAACUGUCUAUAUCACAGGAUUUGGAGCACUUUACUACGGUGGGGAAUCUCAAAAUGACCUUCGAGAAGCCAGACUCAAGAUGAUAAGUGAUGAUGUGUGCAAGCAACCAGAAGUAUAUGGCAGUGAUAUAAAGUUUGGGAUGUUUUGUGCUGGAUAUCUGGAAGGCAUGUACGAUGCCUGCAGGGGUGAUUCUGGGGGACCAUUAGUCAUAAAGGAUCUUAAAGAUACCUGGUAUCUCAUUGGAAUUGUGAGCUGGGGAGAUAACUGUGGUCAAAAGAACAAACCUGGAGUCUACACAAUGGUGACUUAUUACCGAAACUGGAUUGCUUCAAAAACAGGGCUCUAAAUCACUGUAAAAGUUCAACAUCGAGAGCUGUAUGCAGGCCACACAUGUAUGAGAACCCAAAUAUUCAGUGAGGUUCAAUGACUGGACCGAGCAACACAAAACAUAUGUCACUAUUUAUUUUAGAAUCACUCUAAUUAACCAAUAACCCAUAGCCAACUCAUAAAGAAUUUAAAUUUGUAAAGUCGUGGGUCAAUUUAGCCUGGCUUGAAAAAUACAUCAGAGCUACUCAGCUCUUAAAAUCACACAAGGUGGAGCAUAAAAGAGGAGCAAUGCAAUCUAUUGAGGAUAAUCCAUGAGCUUUGUCAGGGGUGUCGCCUUAAAUGAGUAAAUUUUUAAACACUCAGAGAGUUCAGGAAACUUUUAUAUAAUCUCCAGAACUCACAAAUACUUUUUUUUUCUUUUUUCUCAUUCUUCCAGGUUUUCCAAAGAGAUUUUCCACCAUAAGAAACUAAUUUUUUACUUAUAAACUCAUUGGAGGGGUCUUCAUAAAAGAAAGUUAUAUCUGGGAAACAAAGUUCUGUGACAAAUCAAGCCAGAGAUAUAACCUUUUUAUGUUGGUUCUAAUCUCCUUAUUUUGUGGUGAUUUUUCACACACACACACACACACACACACACACACACACACACACCUAUCCCUACCCUACAGAUAAACUCAGAGAAAGCCUGAUUAAUGAAUAAGUAUAUAUAUAUUAAUUAACUAAUCAAAAAUAUAUUUUUGUUAUAAGAAAUUUGGGGGAAUGUGAUAACUUUAUGAACAGUCCCAAAACAGUGGCACAACAUUUUGACAUUUCAUAGAUGCAUUUACAUGUUUGGACCAACAAGAGGUGACUGUAGAUUAUUAUUGUAAGGUUAAAUGCCUAGAAAAACAAUUAAAAAUUUGCUGAUACAUUAAAGAAUCAAAGAGCAUCGCUUUUCUAGAUAGAAAUCAAGUGUCUUUGUAUUGCUGCAGCCUAUUUUCCCCUAAAGCUUGUGGCAGUAGCCUGACCACUGCAACCAUGAAACCCUAGUUUUAAAAAUAUGUUUUAAAAUGAAUAUAAAUUUUGAAGACCUACCACACAGAACACGUGAACAAUGUCAUCUGAAAGAACAAACAUGCCCCCUAAAUAAAGUGCCUUGUGAAGACAUUGGGAAAGUCAGGCUCAUGUAUUCGAUGAUACAAUUGAAUGAAGGCUUUGUGGUAACUUACUCUGUGUGACAACACCAGCUAAACUUCAGCUGUGCAGUGUGGUGUCAUUUGUUCAUGUAGUGCAAAUAGAAGCCAAAGCAUUGGGAAAUUGAAUGACCUUACAAUAAUUUCCCCUCAUGUGCUAUUGAGAAGACAUGAAAAUAACCCUGAAAUAAUGGAAAGGAAAUUUACAGUUUACUCACCCCCCAAAAAAAAAUGAUCCACAACUUAGACUCACAAAAUUUUAAAAAUUAGAAAAGACUGUACAAGUCAUGCAGGCCAGCACACAUGUUUCAGAGAACGGAAGCCAGGAAGCGUAAAUGACUUGGUGAGGCCCAGAUAGCCUGUAUCCAGCGAGGGCCGCGAACCCAGGUACCAAUUUCACAUGCUCUUUACCUUGCAGAGCAUCUUUUUUAACAUCAGAUCUAUAAAAGUUUCAACAAGUGCUAUUAUUGAAUCUGUCUUAAAUUAGGAAACUCUUAAGAAAAUAAUCUUAAAUGAUGGAAUUCACUUAGGCAGCUGGCUGCCAAUUCUCUGAACUCACUUCAAGAUAAAGUUGCUUGUUCAUAGGCAAAAAUAUAUACAGAUAUAUA